Messenger RNA from Drosophila rhopaloa, 2300 nucleotides. It is a transcript of the gene Rabex-5, whose product is annotated as rab5 GDP/GTP exchange factor. The transcript has 4 exons. The record is from RefSeq and is a predicted model, not a curated record. Gene Ontology annotation, molecular function: small GTPase binding; zinc ion binding; guanyl-nucleotide exchange factor activity. Gene Ontology annotation, cellular component: endocytic vesicle; cytosol. Bases 80 to 2140 code for a protein of 686 amino acids. Lineage: Eukaryota; Metazoa; Arthropoda; Insecta; Diptera; Drosophilidae. Gene Ontology annotation, biological process: vesicle-mediated transport.
UCUGGCAGCACUGUCAGCAGUCGAAUUAUUUAUCUCCACAGUUUAGCCACAAAAACAAGAAGCAACAAAGGCACCCAAGAUGUCAAAGGCGGCGCGACCUUCCCUGCGUCUGGGCCAGCAGGACCUGAAGUGCCGCACGGGAUGCGGAUUCUACGGAACACCCCAGAACGACGGACUUUGUUCGAUGUGUUUCCGUGAUGUUCGAUGCGUUCAACGGAAGUUGAAGCAAAAGACAGAUGAAACGGGCCCCGGAUCCUCCUCAACUUCACAAAUCGCAGCUGGAUCCCUGGAGCGGAGAUCCCCACAACAUGGACAUGGUCAUGGCCAUCAGGUUAAAAAACCUGAGCAGGAUACUCCAGGCACGCUACAAAAGAAGAAGUUCACCGCUGUUUUGCAGAAAACACUUCAAGCUGGAGCCCAAAAAAUCACCCAACAGCGUGGUCAUGUCCCUGAUCCCACGGAGGGUCAGUUCCUGCUGCAGCUGCGCCAACUCCGCAUUCCCGACGACGGCAAACGCAAACUCAAGCUGGAAAUCCAACGCUUGGACAGCGAAAUCUGGAAGUAUAUGAACGGAAAUGGCGGCAAAAACAUCAAUGAACUCUCAGAUUUAGUGCAAAAUGCCUACACCAAAGUCUCGGACAUCGUGCACAACGACCCUAGCUUUGAGAUAGCCACCAACGAGGAUCGUGAUAGUGCCAUUGACUUCUUUGAGAAGGUGGUGAUGACGCAGAACCACAAAUUUCUCUUUAGUCCCUAUUUUACAACGGAUGAGGACAGCGAUGUAAAGGUUCAAAAGCGCAUUCGCCAGCUGAGCUGGAUCACGGCCAAGCAUCUGGACUGCAGCAUCGAUGAGGUCAACUCGGAGGCCAGGGAUCUGGUUUACAAUGCUAUAUCCGAGUUGGUGGGCAUCGAUUCAUAUUACUCGCCCCAGGAGAAGCUGCAGUGCACGUGGCGCUGCUGCAGGCAUAUCUUCGAGCUACUGAAACGGGCAACUGGUGGACCAGCUAGCGCAGAUGACUUCCUACCCGCCCUGAUUUUCGUCGUCCUGAAGGCCAAUCCCGUGCGCCUCCACAGCAACAUCAAUUUUGUGACGCGCUUCACAAAUGCAUCGCGCGUGAUGAGCGGCGAGAGUGGCUAUUACUUCACCAAUCUUUGCUCGGCCAUUGCCUUUAUUGAGUAUCUGAAUGGUGAGAGUCUGGGCAUCAGUGGCGAGGAGUUCGACGCUCUGAUGUCCGGACAGCAACCCUACAGUUCGCCCUGGGAAAGUGCACUGUUGGGCUGCGAGAGUCUUCACUUGAUUUCCGAGAACAUGAAGCGGAUGGAGAUGCUGCAGAAAAAAAACGCGUUGAUAAGCUCCGAAAUUACAUCAUUUGAAAAGAAGCUAAUUGAUUUCCAAAGGGAGGUGACCGAGCGAGUGGACACCGUGAUAGCUAAGGCGCCACUCAACCUGCUGCCCAUCAAAACACCCGCUUUUCUGAUUGGACAAGCAAGAGCUCAUCUCCACAACGAAAACGAAGCUGGUCAUUAUCAGGCAAAUAUGCUGAGUGGCGGUACGUUGACCACCCAAUCGCUGACUGAUGUUGUUGGCUCGGUAAAGCCUGCGAUGGCUUCGGAAGAUUCAGGACUAUCCCUAAAGGACACCAGUAUGGGUUCGAUGGGUCGUCUGUCACCACUACAUCAGAAUCUUCAGCCAGCCGAACACCUAUUCGCUUCGCCAAUCUUCAAUUACACCGCCUUUGAUGCCGUGUCCCUGUUGGAGGAGCCCUCAUCCGAGGGAAAUACAGAUGUGCUCAUGCUGGGAUCAGAGUUUCAAGGAGGCCUGACCAACAUAAACUACGACUUUGAUUUGUCGGAUCAGAGUGGCGAAAACAGCACUGCGGAUGAGUCCAAACUGAACCUCGACGAAUUUGAUCCCCUGGCGCAAACAGACUCAAUUACUCAGCCACCUUCUGUUCUAGACAGCACCACGGAUAGCCUGAUAGACAGCGAAGUGCCUGGGACAGCUGUCCUACUCCCAUCCCCUCUAAAGCCCGAGGUGGCCAGCUACCGGGGCUUCUCAAACUUCGAUAUUCCCAGCAUCUCCUGCAACACGGGGGACUUUAGUUCACUGGGUCAGGAAGGCACCGAGGCACCCAAAUAAUUUCGGGAUGCGCUCACUCCUGAUUUUCCCCUGCACGUAAGCGAAUGUAAAUAGAGAUAAGUGAAUACAAAAGUUUGCACAUAUUUAUUUGUGCGAUAUUUAAAUAGCUUUACAAAAAGGACGUUUAAUAAAUUAAAUCAAAAAUCUUAAAGUAUGCAUA